AUGACAGCCUCCACCGGCACGCGCGUCGCCCCCAGCGCUGCGGACUCCCAAUGGCUCUUCGCGCCUUCGGAUCUUCUUCUCACACCCUCUGUCCUCGGCGGACUGGAUCCUGCGGAGGAGAAGCAUCGACGCUGCAAGGGUGUCCAUGCCAUCUACCGGAUGGGCGAGUACAUCCGGCUCAAUCAGCACGUCAUGAACACCGCCUGCAUCUACCUGCACCGCUUCUUUAUGCGCAAAUCGCUACAGAACGGCAAUGUCGGGUAUUCGCACUACGAGGUGGCUGCCGCUUGCGUGUUUCUGGCAUGCAAGGUCGAAGAGUCACACCGCAAGCUGCCGAGCAUCAUCGAUGCCGCCAUGGCGUCGUUCGACAAGAGCCCAGCUGGGCAGCAGAGGUGGUUGGAACGCUCGUUACGAGCCGAUCCAGCGAGCAAGGAGUUCGGACGCUGGCGCGACACGAUUCUGGUCAACGAGGAAGAGCUUCUCGAGACGCUAUGCUUUGACCUUAUCGUCGAGCACCCGCACGAGAUCCUGGUCAAGGCGUGUAGCCGUCUGGGCGUCGACACGCCGCUCGUCCGAUUAGCGUGGACGACGCUCAACGACACUCUGAGGGACUCUAUAUGCGUCACGUUUGAGGCGCCCGUUUUGGCGGCCGGGGCAUUCUACCGCGCAUGUACCGUGUCUCAGGUGGAGCCGACCAAGUUUAGCGCCCAAUGGAAGGGCAAAGAGGCCGACGAGGCGCAGCUUGCAUGGACCGACGUGUUUGACGUCGAUGAAGACGAGGCGGCGGAAGCCGCACGAGCGAUUGGCAGCGACGUGUAUGCAUCGCACGAGCAACAUGCGCAUUGA
This is a messenger RNA of Moesziomyces antarcticus, 846 nucleotides long. RefSeq names its product p-TEFB associated cyclin, cyclin T Pch1. Bases 1 to 846 code for a protein of 281 amino acids. Gene Ontology annotation, cellular component: nucleus; cyclin/CDK positive transcription elongation factor complex. Gene Ontology annotation, biological process: regulation of transcription by RNA polymerase II; positive regulation of DNA-templated transcription, elongation. The record is from RefSeq and is a predicted model, not a curated record. NCBI's taxonomy places the organism in Eukaryota, Fungi, Basidiomycota, Ustilaginomycetes, Ustilaginales, Ustilaginaceae. Gene Ontology annotation, molecular function: cyclin-dependent protein serine/threonine kinase activator activity. The transcript has 3 exons.